GAUCUACUUUCAAUAUUGGGUUGAUAGUGACCUUAAAAUCACCACAGAUCCUGACAGACCCAUCCUUCUUGGCUAAAGAGGACCACUGACAUUGCUCAUGGGCUCCACUUAACCUUGGAAAGAAUUCCUUCAGUAUCCGUAUGUUCUAGCCCACGGACUUCUUUAUCACAGAUGUCUUGAUUUCUUCGGGAUCUGAUUUUAAUAUCAUGGGAACCGAACAGAGCACAUAUCACGAUCAUAAGCAACCAGAAUGUCAUGCUUCAGCAACAAAUUCUCCAGCGAAACAAAGAGCCAAAAUGGAUGACAUCGUAGUUGUUGCUACAGGGACACAUCCGCCAGCUAGAACCACAUGGAAUGAUCCAGAUGUUAUUAAAUUGCAUGAAAUUCCGACCUUUCAACCUCUGCUCAAAGGGUUAUUAACUGGUCAGACUACAGCCAGCAACAGUAAAUUGGAGAAGCUAGAUUCGCAGCAAGUACUGAAGCUCUGUUUACGCUACCAGGAUCAUCUGCAUCAGUGUGCUGAGGCAGUCGCUUUUGAUCAAAAUGCCCUUGUUAAACGAAUCAAAGAGAUGGACCUCUCUGUUGAAGCCUUGUAUAGCGUUAUGCAAGAGCGACAGAAACGGUACGCUAAAUAUGCUGAACAAAUACAGAAGGUUAAUGAGAUGUCAGCCAUACUGCGCCGCAUACAGAUGGGCAUAGAUCAAACCGUCCCAUUAAUGGAGAAACUUAAUAGCUUAUUACCAGAAAACGAAAGACUUGAACCUUUCUGCAUGAGAGCUGAUAAAGAUAUAAAAUACCAGUAGCCAAUGAAAUCUGCAACUCCACUCUCCGAACUCUGCUGGAUUUGUGCAGAUACCUACAAUUUAGAUAUUAAAUCAGCUGAACCAUCAUGCAUUUCCAGGUAUACUGAGCAUUAAUUGUAAUGUACUCUUCUCCCAGAAUUGUCUGCACAGGGAAAAUAACACUUGGAAUUCCAGUGUACCAGCUUUUAAAUGUUGCUGGUGUGAACAAUGUUGUCUGUUAUUGCAAGUUGUGCUUUAUUCAGAAAGAUUUUCAGAGACUUAAGCUGACUAGGGAUAAACAUUUGCAUCAUUUUUUUCACCACUACAGUUAGUAUUGCAGUUGGCACUAUUAAAUUAGUUGAAAUUAAUAUUCUCUUUAAUUUUCCCCAAGGCUUCACCACUUAAAAGUGUGUUUACUGAUGUUUCUCAUCACAUAUCGAUUAUACAUUCUGUGUGUACGUGUGUUUGUGUGUGUAAUUUUUUUUUCAUCUACUCUGGGAAUACCUCAGGAACUUGAAUAUUGCAAAUUAGUUGAGAUGUAGAUCUGAAAGAACAAGUGACGGCUAUUCCCAGAGAUAGUUUUUGUUAUUUCAAGUUUGAUCAUAGGUUCUUGUUUUGUGAAAAUUUGGAAUAAUUUGCAACUAAAGUGCACUAACAGGUAAUUUUCCAGUUUGCAAGAGCAUCCAAAUAUGCUAAAUGGGUUUUGCAGUUUAUUGUAAAUUAAGAUGUGCAGUAAUUUUAGUAGAAACAAGAGGAUAGAUAAGAUCAGCAAUUUUAUCUGUCUCAAUACUUAAAACAUUUUAGUAUUAAACAAAUAUUAAAAUGCAUUGCUUAUGCUACAUAUUGCUAAUAUUUAUUACAGUUUUGUGUGGAACUUUGACAAAUCUCAUCUGUAAUGACUGAUAGCGGAGCCUCAUUGUAAUUGCAGCUCCUAGUUUUAUAAGAAUUCUGAAGGUAAAUGAAACUGCAUUCAACUGUAAAUAACAUUCCUUUAAAUUGCAUAUGGCUACUUAGCAUUUAUAUUUUUAAAUUUCUGGUUCUUAGUUCAAUGAUCAACAAGAAAUAUCACAUUUCAACAUUUCUCAUUUUGUGUAAAAUACUCUAUUUGUAUGGAGAUAGAAUUAAGGAUUUUUUUAACGUUUGGAAUUUUUGUGAUCUCUGACGAGAAAGAACACUUACACAAUAGUGAACUUCAGUUCUGGAAUAAAGAUUACAUUUAUCAGGUACAACAAAAUUACUCAUCUCAAAAAUUAGGACUUGAAAGGGAAAGUAAUCAAAUACUAGACAAGCGUUCUAUGUAGAAAUGAUGGAUACCAUGCAUUUCAGUGUUUAAACAUUAAAAUUGGACAGCUUGCCAUGUUUCAUUUUUACCUUCAGGUAUCACACAUUUUAACAGUUGUAGAGGAAAACUGCAAGAAUUGUCCUGCAGCUUAUUUUUUGUAUCGUUGAAUGUCUAUUGUCUCUGCAUUUGAUUUCUUAUGUUCUUUAGCUGUGGAGGGAUUUUAUUAUUUUUCUCUAUAUAGUAUAUUUUGUGCGUUGUACAUUUUCAAACAUUUAAAGAAAACAGCUUGAGCAGUUUUUCUCA
Molecule: messenger RNA, 2367 nt
Organism: Hypanus sabinus (Atlantic stingray)
Lineage: Eukaryota; Metazoa; Chordata; Chondrichthyes; Myliobatiformes; Dasyatidae
Gene: borcs5
Product: BLOC-1 related complex subunit 5
Exons: 5
Coding region: 207-803 (198 amino acids)
Biological process (GO): lysosome localization; positive regulation of anterograde synaptic vesicle transport; MAPK cascade
Cellular component (GO): BORC complex; cytoplasmic side of lysosomal membrane; synaptic vesicle membrane
Source: RefSeq, a predicted model, not a curated record